Molecule: messenger RNA, 768 nt
Organism: Tupaia belangeri chinensis (Chinese tree shrew)
Lineage: Eukaryota; Metazoa; Chordata; Mammalia; Scandentia; Tupaiidae
Product: glycine cleavage system H protein, mitochondrial-like
Biological process (GO): protein lipoylation; glycine decarboxylation via glycine cleavage system
Cellular component (GO): cytoplasm; mitochondrion; glycine cleavage complex
Source: RefSeq, a predicted model, not a curated record
AUGGCUCUUGGGAACAGUGUCGUUGAACAUGAAAAUAUUUGUGACCUAGCUGCAUUGCUCUCCAUCUCUUUGAAGUGGAUGAAAACUAUACCUUUAAGAGAAAACAAUGCAUCCCAUCACUGGCUGAAGCAGCAACUUGUGCAAGUGACAUGCUGUCCCGUUUCCAUUUCUCCUAUUUCUUGUCAUGACAAGCAGCUGUCCACUCCUGGCUCUGAUCUUUCUCAGGUGCCUGCGAAAGGGGACUUUGUAGUUCAAAAACGAGGCAGGAAUGAUAGAAAUAUUGGAGGGCCGUGGAGCGUGCAGGCCGUGGCCUGCAGUCUGCGCACUGCGGCGCCUGCCCUGCCCUGCCCGCUGUGGCCCUGGCGGCUGCCGGUGGGCCCCAUCCGGACGCUGCGCAGGGGACGGGCUCUGCUACCAAUGCAUAAAUUCACGGAGAAACAUGAGUGGAUAACAACAGAAAACGGUAUUGGAACAGUGGGAAUCAGCAAUUUUGCACAGGAAGCUUUGGGAGAUGUUGUUUAUUGUAGUCUGCCUGAAGUUGGGACAAAACUGAACAAACAAGAUGAGUUUGGUGCUUUGGAAAGUGUAAAACCUGCUAGUGAACUAGAUUAUUCUCCUCUGUCAGGAGAAGUAACUGAAAUUAAUGAAGCUCUUGCAGAAAAUCCAGGACUUGUCAACAAAUCUUGUUAUGAAGAUGGUUGGCUGAACAAGAUGACACUGAGUAACCCUUCAGAACUAGAUGAACUAAUGAGUGAAGAUGCGUAUGAG